Molecule: messenger RNA, 4693 nt
Organism: Podarcis raffonei (Aeolian wall lizard)
Lineage: Eukaryota; Metazoa; Chordata; Lepidosauria; Squamata; Lacertidae
Gene: DGKD
Product: diacylglycerol kinase delta
Exons: 30
Coding region: 33-3701 (1222 amino acids)
Biological process (GO): lipid phosphorylation; diacylglycerol metabolic process; intracellular signal transduction
Molecular function (GO): ATP-dependent diacylglycerol kinase activity; protein homodimerization activity; protein heterodimerization activity
Source: RefSeq, a predicted model, not a curated record
GGUGCUGCCCGCCCUGCUCCUCACGGUGCAGCAUGGCGGCGGCGGCGGCGGGCUCCUCGCAGCCCCAGGCCGGGGCCACCGCCGCUGCCCCUCCGGUGGCGACUGAGGAGUCGUCGGACAGCGAGCCGGAGCAAGAGCCCGGCUCCCCGCAAAAACUCAUCCGCAAGGUCUCCACGUCCGGCCAGAUCCGCCAGAAGACUAUUAUAAAAGAGGGCAUGCUGAUGAAACAGACCAGCUCAUUUCAGCGCUGGAAGAGACGUUACUUCAAAUUGCGAGGACGAACUCUAUACUACGCCAAAACAGCAAAGUCAAUCAUUUUUGAUGAGGUGGAUCUGACAGAUGCCAGCGUGGCAGAAUCCAGCACUAAAAAUGUCAACAACAGCUUCACGGUCAUUACUCCAUGUCGGAAACUCAUCUUGUGUGCAGAUAAUAGAAAAGAAAUGGAGGACUGGAUUGCAGCACUGAAGACUGUACAGAAUCGUGAACAUUUUGAGUCUACACAGUACAGUAUGGACCAUUUCUCAGGGAUGCAUAACUGGUACGCCUGUUCGCAUGCUCGGCCAACAUACUGCAAUGUGUGUCGGGAGGCACUAUCUGGAGUCACGUCCCAUGGACUCUCCUGCGAAGUCUGCAAAUUUAAAGCCCACAAGAGGUGUGCUGUCCGGGCAACUAAUAACUGCAAAUGGACAACACUAGCAUCUAUUGGGAAGGAUAUAAUUGAGGAUGAAGACGGGAUUUCAAUGCCACACCAGUGGCUUGAAGGAAACCUGCCUGUGAGUGCCAAAUGCACAGUGUGUGAUAAAACAUGUGGCAGUGUACUGCGCUUGCAAGACUGGCGCUGUCUCUGGUGCAAAGCAAUGGUACAUACCUCAUGCAGAGACUUGUUACCAACCAAAUGCCCGCUUGGCCUUUGCAAAGUUUCUGUCAUCCCUCCUACAGCUCUCAACAGCAUUGAUUCGGAUGGGUUCUGGAAAGCCACUUGUCCCCCUUCUUGCACAAGCCCUUUGCUGGUCUUUGUUAACUCAAAAAGUGGAGACAACCAGGGAGUAAAGUUCCUACGAAGAUUCAAACAACUGCUGAAUCCUGCACAGGUCUUUGAUCUUAUGAAUGGAGGACCUCACCUCGGUUUACGUUUAUUCCAGAAAUUCGACACCUUCCGAAUUCUGGUAUGUGGUGGGGAUGGAAGCGUUGGAUGGGUUCUCUCUGAAAUUGACAGCCUUAGUCUCCAUAAACAGUGCCAGUUGGGAGUGUUGCCCUUGGGCACAGGCAAUGAUCUUGCCCGUGUGCUAGGCUGGGGAUCUGCUUGUGAUGAUGACACUCAACUUCCUCAGAUACUGGAAAAGCUGGAAAGGGCCAGUACCAAAAUGCUUGACAGGUGGAGCAUUAUGGUGUAUGAAACAAAACUUCCUCGACAAGCAUCUGCUUCUACAGUCACUGAAGAUUUCAGUGAAGAUUCUGAGGUAGUACAGCAGAUUCUCUUCUAUGAAGAUUCUGUGGCUGCUCAUUUAUCCAAAAUCUUGACAUCCGACCAACACUCAGUGGUCAUUUCAUCAGCCAAGGUGCUCUGUGAGACUGUGAAGGAUUUUGUGGCUCGAGUAGGGAAGGCCUACGAGAAAGCACCAGAAAGCUCUGAGGAGUCAGAAGUCAUGGCCAGAAAGUGCUCUGUUUUGAAAGAGAAGCUCGACUCCCUUCUGAAAACACUGAAUGAAGAAUCUCAAGCUUUGUCAUCUUUGCCAAACCCGCCUCCUACCAUAGCAGAAGAGACAGAAGAUGGUGACGGUUCAGGCAGUGCUUGUGAUUCUUCUAGUGAGCGUUCAGUAGGCUCCUCUUGCACUGCCCGUCCUCAGAUAUUUCGUCCACGUGAGCAAUUGAUGUUGAGAGCCAACAGUCUGAAAAAAGCUAUUCGUCAGAUUAUAGAGCAUGCAGAAAAAGCUGUAGAUGAACAGAAUGCUCAAACCCAAGAGCAGGAGAGCUUCCUCUUGGGUCUCUCUACCACUGAAGAGGGAAAGGACUUAAGGAAUGAAAAUAAAAUCUCCUUACAGUCUUCGCACACUGGCAACUAUGGAUUUCCAAAAGGGAGGAGCCAUCGGAAAGUUAUCAAGUCUCCUUGUGAAAGAUUAAUAAGUAAAGGAACUUUAUCAGUGGGAAGCUCUGCCUCUCUUCCUCCCCAGGCAGGAAAUCGGGAUAAUCUGCCAAUGCUGAAUGCAAAGAUCAUCUACCCCAAUAUCCGUGCUGGGGCAUCUGGUUCUCUACCUGGAGGUUCUGUCAUCAGCCGGUUGUUGAUCAAUGCAGACCCGUUUAACUCUGAGCCAGAAAAUCUUGAUUGUUACGUAGAGAAAUGUGUGAUGAAUAACUAUUUUGGAAUCGGACUGGAUGCAAAGAUCUCUUUGGACUUCAACAACAAGCGUGAUGAGCAUCCAGAAAAGUGCAGAAGUCGUACGAAGAACAUGAUGUGGUACGGAGUUCUUGGAACAAAGGAGCUGCUACACAGAACUUACAAAAACUUAGAACAAAAAGUUUUGCUAGAGUGUGAUGGACGUCCAAUUCCCUUGCCCAGUCUUCAGGGAAUUGCCGUACUCAACAUUCCCAGCUAUGCAGGAGGCACCAACUUCUGGGGGGGCACAAAGGAAGAUGAUACAUUUACAGCUCCUUCUUUCGAUGACAAGAUCCUGGAAGUGGUAGCAGUGUUUGGUAGUAUGCAAAUGGCUGUCUCACGUGUGAUUAACCUACAGCAUCACCGAAUUGCCCAGUGCCGGACAGUGAAGAUAGCAAUCUUGGGAGACGAAGGAGUUCCUGUGCAAGUUGAUGGAGAGGCCUGGAUCCAACCUCCAGGAUAUAUUUGGAUUGUUCAUAAAAACAGGGCACAGACACUAACCAGAGAUAGGGCAUUUGAGAGCACCCUAAAGUCCUGGGAAGACAAACAAAAAUGUGAGCUGCCCCGCCCUGCUUCUUUCUCCCUGCAUCCAGAGAUUAUAUCUGAAGAAGAGUCCACCCAGAUCAAUCAGUUUUGCCAAGCAGCGGGCACUCUGAUUCACAGCAUUCGGGAAAUAGCUCAGUCAUACCAGGACAUGGAACAAGAACUUGCUCAUGCAGUCAAUGCUAGCUCCAAGUCUAUGGACAAAGUAUAUGCCAAGUCCAAGUCUACAGAGGGCCUGAGCUGCAACCUUGUUGUAGAGAUGGCGAAUAAUAUUAAAGCCCUGCAUAAUGAAACAGAACUGCUCCUGGCUGGCAAAAUGGCCCUGCAGUUGGAUCCCCCACAGAAGGAGCAGCUCCUAGCAGCGCUGGCAGAAAUGGACUUUCAUAUGAGGAAGCUAGCAGACAUUCCUUGGCUGUGGCAGCUAAUGGAACCCAGUGAUGAAGAGAACCAAAUGCUGGAUUAUUCUAAACGCAGCCGGAGCGGCAAAUUUCGUCUGGUGACAAAGUUUAAAAAGGAGAAGAACAACAAGAAUAAAGAAACUCGUAGCAGCUUGGGAUUGCCGGUUCACCUCUGGGGAACGGAGGAGGUUGCGGCCUGGCUUGAGCACCUCAGUCUUUGUGAGUAUAAGGAUAUCUUCAUCCGGCAUGACGUCCGGGGCUCUGAGCUCCUGCAUCUUGAACGGAGAGACCUCAAGGACCUAGGAGUGACCAAAGUGGGCCAUAUGAAGAGGAUAUUACAUGGGAUCAAGGAACUGAGCAGGAAUAUUCCUGCCAGCGAGGCUUAACUUCUGUUUUCAGAGCCUGUAUCUACCAUUCCCCCUGAUGUCUGCACAACUGACACCUCACAGAGCAGACUUGAUCAGAAUCGUCUCAAGGGAUCAGCCAAACACUAGCAGUGUUCAGAGCUCAAAUCCAACUUCUCUUGGUGCUACCAUUCUGAUGUGGGGUACACCACAAUCCACUCAAGUGGUACCUUGUAUUCAAAGCCAGUGUUACUUUGUCCUUAACAACCACUUCCUCAACACCUUUACUCAGGCCUGGGCACACUCACUGCAUGCUAGACUUCAUUCAGCCAACCCCAAUAUACUAGCCCGUGGACCAAAAACUUUUUGUGGACCGUCACAGAAGCAAAUGUUACCCUAUGAUCUAAGGAUUGUGCCAGAUAUUAAGAGCUAUGAAAGCACUCGUGCAUGCAAGAUGAUAAAAAUCAGCUGUUGAGAAGAUUGUAAGCUAACUGUUUGGGACAACCUCAAAUUAGGAAGAUUCUUUUUCAGUCUGUGCUCGUUCAGUGGUGCCAGAUACAGUGGUGUGAUAUAUCAGUGCAGAGUUUUUUUCCUUUCCAAGGAUAUAAGUUAUCCUUAAACGAAAGUUUUCUCAGUUUCCUGUGUUCCUGCUCUGUAAUGCUUGUGGAUGCCAAAGGAGUGGGAUUGCAUGUUGUUCUGGCUUAAAACAUCAAGUGCCUAGAAAUACUGAACAAUCUCAGAAGUACAUCCAACAUGGGAGAAUAUACUAAUUCCUUAUGACAUUGCUUUGCCUCUGAUUCUACUAAGUUUUUAAAACAUAUAAUAGGAUUCUCACUUCUGGAAACAAUGAAGGAAGUUUCUGUGCAUAGAUUUAGGCAGGGUAAAAUAAUGUGUUUUUUUCAUCACUGUUUCCCAGACUUUGCAAAGCCAGUGUAUCGUUGCUUAAGAUAUACAGUACAUAGCAUUUUCUCUGUUUUAGGAGAACCACUGCCAAAUUCUGAUGUAGAUCCACUGAAUUUUACAGAUUUCCCCCU